Priapulus caudatus is the source of this 1956-nucleotide messenger RNA. RefSeq names its product dnaJ homolog subfamily C member 5-like. The record is from RefSeq and is a predicted model, not a curated record. The transcript has 7 exons. Lineage: Eukaryota; Metazoa; Priapulida; Priapulimorpha; Priapulimorphida; Priapulidae. Bases 104 to 844 code for a protein of 246 amino acids.
UUACCGGCACAACCCCCCCACGGAAGCUAAGUUUUCGAUCAAUCCAGUUUUAAUGUAAAAAUACCAUAUCUUGUUGAAUUUUGGUUCAUGUUAAUAUUAGGAGAUGUCUACGAAACACCGCAGCUAUUCCACUUCUGGAGAGUCAUUAUAUACUGUACUUGGCGUGCCAAAAACAUCAACUCCUCAAGACAUUAAAAAAGCCUACAGGCGGCUUGCCUUACAGUAUCACCCAGACAAGAAUCCAGAGAACCCAGAGGCAGAGGAGAAGUUCAAGGAACUGAAUCAUGCACACAGCGUGUUGACUGAUAACACGCGCAAGGAGAUAUACGAUGAAUACGGCUCCCUUGGUCUCUAUGUGGCUGAGCAGUUUGGCGAAGAAAAUGUGCAUGCCUACUUCAUGCUUAACAGUAAAUGGGCAAAGGGUUGUUUCAUCUUCUGCAGCGUCAUAACUCUAUGUUACUGCUGCUGUUGUUUCUGCUGCUGUUUCAAUUUCUGCUGCGGCAAGUACAAGCCUAAACCACCCGAGGAAUCUGGCGCCUACAUGAACCUCAACCAGGACCAAGAACAGGAGCAGCUGUCAGGUGGAGCCACUCCUGAACAGCAGACAGUAAUAAUUAUCUCUGAGCAGCCCACAUCUAGUAGUAAUAUUCCAGAAGCAAAAACGAGUCCUAAAUCAAGUCCAGCAAAGGAGGAUCUUAGCUCAGACGAGGAUGACGUUGUGACAUCGCAGCCACCCCUCGCCGAGGCCCAGUUGGCGCCAGGUGUCAGUGAGAGGACAAGUUUAAACAUGCAGCGCCCUCCCACCUAUGUAGGUGACACCGGCUGUGAUGAGAGAUCGUCAUGAAACACAUAGGUGGCGCUGGCGAGGCAGGCGUGACGAGGUGCGGUCACUGCUUUUGAUUAUCGCGAGGUUGAGUAGAUUAUUGUUCAUUUCCGGAUGAACGUCUGUCAUUCAAUGUACUGGUAAAAUUCAAGAAUUGCCGCAUUGGAGUUGAACCAGGAUCACGUCGUUCAUAAUAAGUCUUCUGUCAAGUAAAUAUAAUUCUAAGGGUUUUACGCUGCGAGAAAGGCUAUUUAACUAUAUUAUAAUAAAUCAGUAAUACCUAUCUGCCACUCUUAGUUUGCGGUGGUACGUCUGAUAAGCUACUAUUUACGCAUAAUGUGUACUAUAUAAUGUAUCGACAGCAAAGUCCUGUGUGAGUGAAAGCAUCCCUUCACAUACCGCAUUUAAGUUUACAUUGCCAUUCAUUUAUUGCCAUUUAUUCACGUUAUGUAACCAUUCGAAAUAAUGGUUGUGUGUUUGGCCUUGUGUAGGCAGGAUCGAUAUGAAUGUAAAAUUACGCGCGGGACUGAGUUUAUCGUGCACAUAAGCUACACAGUUUAGCCAUCAUGCAUGUGUUUGUCUGCUAAUAAGUAAUUUCAACUUAAUUAUUAGAUAGUUUCAUCUAACUACUGAUCGAUAUUUGUAUAUUCUCUGUGCACUGCCUAGCUUCCAUUCGCGCAUGUUUUUAAUGAGGACGAUUGUCCUAUUAUAGUCUGACAGAGAGCCCCAAAACUGACGUAUCUUGAAACUAGAUGACUACUGAAUCCUCAAAGACAGAAAGGGAAAUUAAUGUUAUCUACUGGUCCCUGUUUUAUCAGGACAAAUCAACUGAAAAUGUCCCGAUUAAGCAGUUAACACGUAACAUGUGUAACGAUUAUUUUUCAAAAACACGUUUAAAGGGAUACAUUUCUCUAGGUUCUUCAGAUAUUUUCAGCUAAGAUAGGUUAAAAUUAUGCUUCAUAAAAAGUUUUAUGGUUCAAUAUUUAUUAGAAAUAUUUAAAAAAAAUGUUUUAUGUUUUUGACAUACAGUUGCUUACAGCGACAGUGGUGCCACUGGCAGCGCACCCACUGAAAAAGUUGCGCAAAGCAACGUUUCGGCUGCAGGCUACAGACCCAGGGUGUUUUUUAUUUAU